Messenger RNA from Sinocyclocheilus grahami, 771 nucleotides. RefSeq names its product gastrula zinc finger protein XlCGF8.2DB-like. Lineage: Eukaryota; Metazoa; Chordata; Actinopteri; Cypriniformes; Cyprinidae. Gene Ontology annotation, molecular function: RNA polymerase II cis-regulatory region sequence-specific DNA binding; DNA-binding transcription factor activity, RNA polymerase II-specific. The coding region runs from base 1 to 771 and encodes 256 amino acids. Gene Ontology annotation, biological process: regulation of transcription by RNA polymerase II. The record is from RefSeq and is a predicted model, not a curated record. The transcript has a single exon. Gene Ontology annotation, cellular component: nucleus.
AUGAGAAUUCACACAGGAGAAAAGCCUUAUGUCUGCCAGCAGUGUGGAAAGCAUUUCAAUCGAGAAGUAACUCUUAAAAGACACGUUAGAAUUCACAAUGGAGAGAAGCCGUACACAUGCCAACAGUGUGGAAGGAGUUUCACUCAGCUUGGAAACCUUGGAGUCCACAUGAGUGUUCACACUGGAGAGAAGCCUUACAAAUGCCAACAGUGUGGAAAAAGUUUCAACCGGAAAGGAAACCUUCUUUCCCACAUGACCGUUCACACUGGAGAGAGCCUUUUCACCUGCCAACAGUGUGGAAUGAGUUUCACUCAAAAAGAAAGCUUUAACAGACACAUGAGAGUUCACAAUGGAGAGCAGCCUUACACAUGCCAACAGUGUGGAAAGUGUUUUGUUCAACAUGAAAACCUUAAAGUCCACAUGAAAAUUCAUGGAGGGAAACCCUACACGUGCUCCGAGUGUGGGAAGAGUUUCCGUCAAAAACGACACUUUGAAGGCCACAUGAGAAUUCACUCUGGAGAGCAACCCUACACAUGCCCUCAGUGCGGAAAGAGUUUCAAUUAUAAACAACACUUGGAAGACCACAUAAGAACUCACACUGGAGAGAAGCCUUUCACCUGCCAACAGUGUGGAAGAAAUUUCAACCGGAAAGAUACCCUUAACAGGCACAUGAGAGUUCACACUGGAGAGAAGCCGUUUACAUGUGGUCACUGUGGAAAAAGUUUCGGACAUAAAGCAGCUCUAAAGGCCCACAUGAGUUUUCACUUAUAA